AUGAACAUCGACACCAAGUCCAUGAGCCAUCACGAUGUCAUUCAACGAGUAACCCAGUCGAUUCUACGCUAUGCUCUCGAAAAGAAGAACUGCAAGUUGAUCAUCAUACUCGGACAUCUACGAUCGGGAAAGUCGAGCCUAUUCGAGUCGCUUACCAACCGAAUAGGCCAUUCAGGGCAUGGAAUUGAGUCCGCAAACCUCGGAGGAAAGGUCUACCUCUUUGUCGAUACCCCAGGGCUCAAUGAUCCGAACAUCAGUAAUGCGGAUAUCCUGAGAGAGAUCGCGAAGCUUCUCGAGGUCACCAAAACUUCUGUGACAUAUGCCGGCAUUCUCUAUGUACACCCAGCGAAUCAAAUUUACUCAGACGAGACUGAAAAGGGCCUUAAGUUUUUGGAGGUCUUCUGCGGACUUGACUACUCCCCGUCUCUGACUUUCGUCACCACCGGGUGGGACGCAUUAUCGCUAAACCAGAUCCCCCGCAGCGACGCAUCAAUCCGGCAAAUGCAGACGUUCAAAUGGACUGCAUUUAUAGAGAAGGGAGCCAAGGUCUAUCAUCAUGGUAGACGCUAUGAUGGAGGUCUCCCCACACUCGAAGUGCUAGAUAUCGACGGUGAUCGAGAACCUCGAUCUCGGACAGCUCAAGGAAUAAUUGCUGAUUUGUAUCCACAUGAAAAGAGCUAUGCCGCACCCCUAAUCAUCCAAGAGCUGCGAAUGGAGCUGAAUCUUGAGGAUACCACUGCUGGGAAGUAUCUCGGCAUGACCUCUCAAAAGCUUGUUUAUCCUGGUACACAGAGCACCAAUGGCCAACAAUCUGGUGAAACAGGCAAUCAAUCAGCUGGGAUCAGCUGGAUGGAUGCAUUUCUCUCUGUGAUGAUGAUACCGGUAGACAUGAUCCGGGGAUUUGUGACUGCUCUCUGGAACUUCAUUUCUCUUCUGCAAAAAGCGCUGGCCACACUUCUUAUGCCACCAGUCGAAAUCUCCAUUCAUCGUGUUUCGGCAGAGGGGGUCGAAGCGCUUGUGACCUUACCAGGGGGGCUGAGAUUUAUUGUCGGAUACGGCCGGCGAGGACCGUAUUGGAGGCGCUGGGACUCUCAAGCUGAGGGCCAAACCACUUCUGAGGCCGACGAUGACAAUUCCGAUAUUCUUGUCGAAAUUCCUGAUGGCCCCAUGGGAAAUUGGUCUAGAUCAUCUGAUGAUAACGAAAGCGAGACGAAUCCGGAUUAUCUCGUCGUUUCGGAAGCGUUUAGGCUAGCUAUGCUCAAUCACGGAGACCCAGUGACACCUGAAGAGCCGCACCUUGAGGCUGGAUCAACUGAGGGGCCUUGGGGCUCAAAGUGUAGCAUCCUCUGA
Aspergillus affinis is the source of this 1350-nucleotide messenger RNA. RefSeq lists its product as uncharacterized. Lineage: Eukaryota; Fungi; Ascomycota; Eurotiomycetes; Eurotiales; Aspergillaceae. The transcript has 3 exons. The record is from RefSeq and is a predicted model, not a curated record. The coding region runs from base 1 to 1350 and encodes 449 amino acids.